AUGCAGGUGAUAACAUGCGCGUUGUUUAUGCUCGUCACUCUCCCUGUCAGCUCCGUGUCGGAGGCUGACUCUUGCCCUGCUGUCUGCGAGUGCUCUGAGUGGAGGACUCACACCAUCUCCUGCUUUGACAUUGAUAUUCUCCCCAGGUUUCCAGCAAGCACGGAGACACUGUGGCUUUUUGAGACCCGUCUGUCAGCUGUUCCAGCAGAUGUCUUUGCCAACAUGGUCAACAUUUCAAGGAUAUAUAUGUCGGUGGACGUGAAGCUGCAGAGGCUGGAGAGACACUCAUUCUACAACCUGAGGAAAAUCACCCACAUAGAGAUACGUAAUGCGAAGAGUCUGACCUACAUCGACCCAGAAGCCUUUAAAAAUCUCCCAAACCUUAAAUACCUGGGGAUUUUCAACACCGGCCUUACUUUCUUCCCCGACUUGAGCAACAUUCACUCUAAUGACAUGAACUUCAUAUUGGAAAUUGUUGAUCAUCCCUACAUCACUGACAUCCCAGCCAACUCUUUCCGUGGCAUCACCAGUGAUGUGCUGACAGUGAUGCUGUAUGGAAAUGGUUUCAGAGAAAUCCAACAUCAUGCCUUUAAUGGGACCAAGCUAGAUCAAGUCGACCUUCACAGGAAUAAGUAUUUGACCAAGAUGGAUGAAAGGGCUUUUGCGGGCGCCAUCAGCGGCCCCAUGCUUCUAGACGUGUCCCUGACAGGGAUCAGCUCCCUGCCGACCACAGGUAUGGACUCUCUACGGGAGCUGAAGGCGCGCAAUGCCUGGGCCCUCAAGAAACUGCCACCUAUCAAAACCUUCAAGCACCUCACCAUUGCCAACCUCACCUACCCCAGCCAUUGCUGCGGCUUCAAAAACCUCAAAAAGAAACGAGGCUUUUUGGAGUACUUCUUCUGUAACCUGACUGCUUUCAACGACCAGCAUCACAAACGCUCUGUGGGGCCCCUCCGCAUGCCUUCCCUCCAGGGGGACAGCGUCGUGGAAACAGUCCCAGACCAGGAGCCAAACGACGGAGGUCACAGAGAGUCCCACCAAGACUGGAGGAGAGGUGACUUCCAUGGCAGCCUCCACUACCACGCCUAUUUUGGGGGGCAGCCGGAUGAGGAUGUGGGUUUUGGAGAGACCCUCAAGAACCCCCAAGAAGACACCAGCCAAGAUUUUGACAGUCGUUACGAUUAUGUGGUGUGUGAGGAGGGAGAGGAGGUGGCGUGUGCACCAGUGCCCGAUGAGUUCAAUCCUUGUGAGGACAUAAUGGGUUUUGGCUUCCUGCGAGUGUCUGUGUGGUUUGUGAGUCUGUUGGCCAUUCUGGGAAAUGUGGUGGUGCUCCUGGUGCUGCUCACCAGCCACUACAAGCUCUCAGUCUCCCGCUUCCUCAUGUGUCACCUGGCCUUUGCAGAUCUGUGCAUGGGGAUUUAUCUGCUCCUUAUCGCCUCUGUGGACCUCCACACACGGGCCGAGUACUUCAACCACGCCAUAGACUGGCAAACAGGUCCCGGUUGUGGACUUGCGGGUUUUUUUACAGUCUUUGCCAGUGAACUUUCUGUCUACACCUUGACAGUGAUCACUCUGGAGAGGUGGUACGCUAUCACCUUUGCCAUGAGGCUGGAUCGCAAGCUGCGGCUACACCAUGCCGCAGCUGUGAUGCUAGGAGGCUGGAUCUUCUGCCUCGUCCUGGCGCUGCUUCCACUGGUUGGGGUGAGCAGCUAUCAGAAGGUCAGCAUCUGCCUCCCAAUGGACACCCAGUCCACGGUGGCUCAGGUCUACAUCUUGUCAGUGCUGGUCCUUAACGUUCUGGCCUUUCUUGUUAUCUGUGCUUGCUACUUCAAGAUCUACUGCGCAGUGCACAACCCUCACUACCACUCUGGAUCCAAAGAUACCAACAUCGCCAAGCGCAUGGCGGUCCUCAUUUUUACUGACUUCCUGUGCAUGGCGCCUAUUUCCUUCUACGCCAUGUCAGCAGUGCUGGACCGGCCGCUCAUCACUGUCUCCAACUCAAAAAUUUUAUUGGUGCUCUUCUACCCACUCAACUCCUGUGCCAACCCGUUCCUCUACGCCAUCUUUACGAAAGCAUUCAGGGGGGAUGUAUUCAUCCUCCUCAGUAAGGUGGGGCUAUGUCAGCAGCAAGCACAGCUGUUCAGAGGCCAGACGGUCUCGUCGAAAGGAAGCAGUGGGACAUCUCAGGUCCGUCGAGACAAGGAUAAGGUUAGGAAAGGAGGAAGCGGGGGCCAGGAAGAGGUGCCCAUCCACCUGAAGAAAUGCUCCGGACAUGCCUACCAUCAAGCAGUGAGCCAGCAGACAAGCCCUGAAGAGAGCCAGAGCCUGAACACGUGAG
Molecule: messenger RNA, 2338 nt
Organism: Seriola dumerili (greater amberjack)
Lineage: Eukaryota; Metazoa; Chordata; Actinopteri; Carangiformes; Carangidae
Gene: tshr
Product: thyroid stimulating hormone receptor
Exons: 10
Coding region: 1-2337 (778 amino acids)
Biological process (GO): G protein-coupled receptor signaling pathway
Cellular component (GO): membrane
Molecular function (GO): thyroid-stimulating hormone receptor activity; protein binding
Source: RefSeq, a predicted model, not a curated record